Molecule: messenger RNA, 987 nt
Organism: Thyridium curvatum
Lineage: Eukaryota; Fungi; Ascomycota; Sordariomycetes; Thyridiales; Thyridiaceae
Exons: 3
Coding region: 1-987 (328 amino acids)
Source: RefSeq, a predicted model, not a curated record
AUGGCGAACCUCAGGUGUGCUGUGCCCCCAAACUAUUUGCGGUUUGGGGUAGUCGCCCUGGUUCUCGUCCUUCUCGGUCUCUGGAGCCAGGCCUCCUUUCCCGGCGUCCCCGACAGUACAGUCUCUCGAAUUAAGAGUUCGUGGCAGUCGGUAAAAGGCGACCCCUUGCGCCCGCUCGUCGUCUACGUCUACGCCGAGAACGACACCGCACGUCCCAACCUGGAGUUCUUCGUCAAGCAGGGCCUGCACGCUAAUGCAGACUUCCUCUUCGUUUUCAACGGCGAGACCAACAUGACCCAAGUCAUACCCGAUCACCCGAACGUGCGGAUCAAGCAGCGCGACAACACCUGCUACGACCUCGGCACCCUGGGCGAGGUGCUCCAGGAGGAUGACCUGUGGAAAAAGUACAAGCGCUUCAUCACCAUGAACGCCAGCGUUCGGGGGCCUUUUCUACCCGUCUGGAGUCAGGCAUGCUGGACAGACCUCUUCCUCGGGAGGAUCACAGACAAGGUCAAGCUCGUCGGUACGACAGUGAACUGCGCUCCCAAGAACCACGUCCAGUCCAUGGUCUGGGCGACUGACGACGUGGGCAUGGGCAUCCUCCUCGACCCCAAACUCGCCUACACCUCCACCGACGACGAGUGGGGGACCAAGGACGACCCCGUCGGGCUGAGCGGCUGCUACAACGAGUUCAAGAAGGCGGUACACUCCGAGGUCGGCAGCACAGGUCUCAUCCUGUCGCAGGGAUACGAGGUGGAUGUCAUGAUGACUUCGUUCUCGACGGAGAAGGGCAUCAGGGAGUACUGCCGGUCGAUCGAGGGCGUCUACGACGUCCAGUACGACAAGCACUACUUUGGCAUCAACCUCCACCCCUACGAGACGGUCUUUUACAAGACCAACCGCGGCAUCGACCCCACCGUCGUCGACAGGUUCACCGAGUGGCAGACGAAGCGCGGGUUCAGCAGUUGGGAGCUUUGCAAGCGGUGA